Messenger RNA from Gaeumannomyces tritici R3-111a-1, 2452 nucleotides. RefSeq lists its product as hypothetical. Bases 828 to 2168 code for a protein of 446 amino acids. The transcript has a single exon. The record is from RefSeq and is a predicted model, not a curated record. NCBI's taxonomy places the organism in Eukaryota, Fungi, Ascomycota, Sordariomycetes, Magnaporthales, Magnaporthaceae.
UGAGAGCACCCCCAGCUUCUCGUGGCGCUUGGCAUGGUUUUUGUCGAUGCUUUUUUAUUGACUCUUCAUUCUUCAACUCCUUCUCCCCUCCGUUCACGGCCAGCCGAAAAGAAGAAGAAAAAAAUCCCAUGACAAGAACCUCGGCUAUCCAUCGCCAUUCUAUCUAAUGGCGGCAUGCCUUGACACGUAUGGUGGGAAACUUCUUUGUUCGCUGCAGGCUGUAGGUGCGGGGUUAGUUGGGUUGUGGCAUGGAUGGCGUGUGCUUGGUGCGACCUAUAAGCUGCUUAAGAAGCAAGGCAUGGCGCCCUGUUGUCGUGGACCAAUUGCUGUGGUCGACCACGUCGCUCUUGCAAUAAAAAAGGAAGUAAACGCAGGGGAAAGUGCAGUGGCCUGCGUCCUUUCUGGUUUCCUAGAAAGCCUGUCCUGUUCCAGCCGCAUUGCGCGAAUCUUUUUGCCACCCCGACAGCUACUUGGGUCGGGUCCCUCCUCGAGAGUUAUGUCUCGAUGAGCAACGUUGGGCAAGCCACGCCACCGCCUGAGGACAACGGCCAAAACGAAAAACGUCACCUCCGACAAAUGACUGAUUGCGCUCAAAUCAGAUAAAGGAUCCAUAUGAAGAGCCUGCUCAGCUUUUGUGCCAUUGCGCCAAACACAAAAGGCAAGAAGAGACGGAGAGGGGAAAGGAGGGUGGAGAGAGAGCCUUGUUGCAACAAGCGAAGCGACCAAACGAAUAAUUGGGUCCUCCAACCUCGGCAACACCCACCACGGGCAUAACCCAACCACCACACCACCGUCGCCGCCGCCGCCGCCGCCGCGACAGAGACGCCAUGGAGAUGGACUCGCAUCAGCGCCGGCUAGACGAGCUGAACAGCAGCCUCCUGGAGGCCAUGCUGCAGGACGACGCCGGGGUCGGCCGCGAGGCAGCCAUCGAGGCCGUCCGGGGCUGCUCGGCCCGGCUGGACGCCAUGCUGGCGUCGGGGCCGGAGAGCCACGUGCUCCUCCGCCACUCGUACAUCGCGCGCAGCCUCCGCCGGGACUGCGACGCCGAGCUGGCGUGCCUCACCACCGGGGUCCGGGGCACCAGGGGCCGCUUCCGCCACAUCAUCGGCCAGAUGGAGGUGCUCGAGUCGUGCCUCGAGCCCUCGCACCGCAAGACGGGAGACUACUCCUGGCCCGUCGCGGAGGCUCCUCUCGCCGACGCCGCCGGCGUCGUCAGCCUCGCGGCGAUGGCAGGGACCUGCAGGGACGUUGAUUAUGACGUCAUCGGAUCUGAUUUGGUCCUCGACGAUACCGAUGCUGUCGACGAUGAGACGACCCCGCGCGCAGAAGCGGCAGAACCUGUCCCCAAGGACGCAAACGCCCCUACCGACGCUCCAGAGCCAACACUAGAGUCUUCAGCACAAACAAACACCGUCCCAGAAUCCCCAGAAACCAUCUCAGAACCUACAGACCACACCACAGAGCCCACCAGCACAGAUGAGAUUUGCGACACAGCCUCAGUUUCCAGCUACGCCGACUCGGUCCGCUCGCUGGGCGCCGAGACGGCCCACGGAGACGAGCUCAGCACCGCGCCGACGAGCCCGACAAACAGCCACAGCGGCGUCAUGGAGGCGAAGGAGGGCGGCCCGACAAGCCGGCCCAACAAGAGCGAGGAGACGCUCGCCCAGGAGAGGAUCCGCGAAGGGUCCCCGAGGAGCAGCGCGGAACGCGGCCGGCCCAGGCAGCGUUCGCUCGCGUCCGCCCGGGACAGCGGGUUCGCCGAUAAGAUCUUUGACGACGACGACGACGUGGUCAUCGCCAAAAACGACCUCGACCGCACCGUUGUGUCGGGCGACGACCUGCACCCGGAGCCCUCGAAAGAGAAGGCGGCGGACGGCGGCAGCAGCCCAGAUCCACCGGCCACACCGCCGGCGCCGGCGUUUGCCAGGUCCUCGAGCGCCCUGGCGCUGGCAGAGACGGCGUCGGUCGCCAGCAGCCGCAGGACCAGGGCCGGGGCCGCGGCCGAGGCGUUCGACUCGCUGAUCUCGAGGACGAAGAAGGCGCUGGGCUCGCCCAAGUCCAAGGGGGACGCGGUCCGGGCCGAGCGGCCGAAGAGCUUUAGGGGCAUGGCCAAGAAGUUGAUGCAUAUCGGGAAAGCUCAAGGGUGCCCGGUUGGAGGCGGGAAGUAGUAGAAUGCACCGGGCCGGCGGGCAGCAGCGUGGCUUGGCGUUUAAAGGACCGUGUUUUUUUGAUGGCGUUAAUAUUGUGUUAUUAGCAGGGUGAGCGCAUUACAUUUGGGCUUUGCGGAAUGUUUUUAUACCUCCAACAGGACCACGCGUAUUUGGACGUCUGGAUGGUUAUGUACUGGUGUAAAUAGAAGUACGGUCGCUCGUUCAAGGAAACAUACAUGUCACAUCGACAAUUCAAACCCAUGUGCAAGUAAAAAGAUAGGAUGGUAUUAGGUAUUCCCCCA